Molecule: messenger RNA, 1117 nt
Organism: Pieris brassicae (large cabbage white)
Lineage: Eukaryota; Metazoa; Arthropoda; Insecta; Lepidoptera; Pieridae
Product: splicing regulatory glutamine/lysine-rich protein 1
Exons: 3
Coding region: 226-1005 (259 amino acids)
Source: RefSeq, a predicted model, not a curated record
ACUGAAUACUCUUAUAACAGUUCGUAAAAAAAGUUACAGUUACAAAUAACUUUUCUCGUUCAUCUUUAAGUAAUAGUGUUUCGGAUGUGCAAACAUUAUUCUUACACCAUCAGAACUAGCAUUAAACAUAGAUAUACUAAUACAAACUAUCAGUAUUUCUACAAGUAUAAGAACUUGAGCUCACCCUUUACCAUUAUUAUGCAUAGCAUCUAAUUGAUUUCUAUUAUGCCCAGGGAUCGUGAAAGAAGUACUUCCAGAGAUCGACGAAGUUCUUCAUAUAGCUCGGAGUCAUCUUACGAGCGCAAAAAGUCUAAAACUAAACAUAAAAGACGAUCGCGUUCGAAAGACCAUUUACUUAUAAAAAGUCAUAAGAGAAGACUAUCCAAUUCUAGGUCAAAACAUAGGAGACGGAGUUAUUCGAGAAGUGCGUCAAUAGAGCGGUAUGAAAGUAGGUCUAAACUGCGUUCAUCUUCACAUUCUCGAUCUAAGCGCUCUAAAUACUCCCGUGACCGUUCUCGGUCACGUUUGUCCUCUCGUGACCGAAAAUAUAAUAAAAAGAGUCACAAGUGGUCUCGGUCUAAGAGCAGGUCAAAUUCUUUCGAUAUAGAGCCUCCUCUACAAUUAGAUGAUACAGACACCAUAGUAGAAAAGUCUAUAAAGGCAGCAGAGGCAGCAGGCUUGACUAUGACUAAGAUUCCAACAUAUGAGUACAAAGAUGUGGCUGUGAAAGAAGAUAUGCCUACAAUACAUGAUCGUAACCUAUUAGAUGAACUAAAUAAUGAUUCAUUUGUACAAAAAUCUUUCUCAUCAACAAAAAGGAAAAGGCAAAAUAUUGUUAUAGAUCUAAAUGCAGAAACUGUUAAAGUGCCAGAAGCUGAUGUUAAAGUUAGAAAAGAUGAUUCAAUUAUCAAUUUUAGUGAAAUUCAAUGUCAAGAAGAUCUAAAAGAGAUGUGGAUUAAGAAAUUAUACCAAUACCGAAAAAAAAUGUUGAGAGGAGAGUUAUAAAUAACAAUAAGUUUUUCAGUUAGAGUGAUGUGAAUAUAUGAAUUUUGAAUAAAAAAAAGUGUAACCUAAAUUUAUUUUAAUAAUAAACAUAACAGACAAUUGCAACACACAA